Molecule: messenger RNA, 4388 nt
Organism: Hyla sarda
Lineage: Eukaryota; Metazoa; Chordata; Amphibia; Anura; Hylidae
Product: plexin-C1-like
Biological process (GO): negative regulation of cell adhesion; regulation of GTPase activity; semaphorin-plexin signaling pathway involved in axon guidance
Cellular component (GO): semaphorin receptor complex
Molecular function (GO): protein binding; semaphorin receptor activity
Source: RefSeq, a predicted model, not a curated record
AUGUCACGGAUUCUGCUCUUUCUGCUCUUCAUCUUCACAUUGACCGAUCCUGUUUACAAUGAAAAACCUUUUCGUUUCAAAUAUCCCAUUAACAACAUCGUUGUUGGGGGACAAUAUGUGAUAGUCACCACAGAGAAUUGCCUGUACCAAUUGAAUCACGCGCUGUUUCCACUGAAAACAACGGGACCAUUUGGAGAAGAUGAUUCAAUCUGCACAGGGGACAGUGACCAAAAACCAACCUAUUAAAAUAAAAUCUUACUUGUCUACAAUGACACUCUGCUCACUUGCUGGAAUGAGAGAGGAACUUGUAAUGAGCGCCAUGUGGACAACUUUACAACUGUGGAAAAAGCUGGAGAUUGUAUUGUUCCCCUGAACAGGACACAUCCUGCAAGGGGUUUUAUAUACUUUAAAGAAGAUUCCAUUAACUUAUUUGUUGCCAAAUUUCAAAAUAAUGAUGGCUGUGAUAACACUGAAUACAACAUUGCUGUAAGACCAAAAGAUAAAAUAAAUAAGGACUUUACAUUGUGGGAUAAAGCUUUAUUAAAGGCUAGCACACUGGGUCUGAACUAUGUUGAUGCAUUCCAAUGGAAGCACUUGUUUAUCUUUCCUUAUUACCUGUCUGAUUACAGUAGUGCCAGGGUUGUUGUGCUAAAAGAAAAUAACUUGUAUUUGGUUUAUCAUACCCAGUCUAAUCUCAUAUGUGGGAGCAAACCACAAAGAAAGAUCAUUUUAUCCUCAUUUGCAUUUCACACUUCAGACAGUCUCCUCUGGGCUGGAAUAUUUACAACAAACAAUAAAGCAUCCACAGAUAGAACAGCAUUAUGCAUCUAUAAUUUUACGGUUCUGGAGACAGCCAAAACAUCGAUUAAAUAUGAAGACUUUCACGUUGAUUCUCUUCAUUCUGGUACUAUUGAUGAUCUCUUACCAUUACAUGGAACUCCAACACUGACCCACGGAGACCUAACUGCUGUACAUGUAAAAGAAGUGGAAAGGAGACUGGUAUUCUUUCUUGGGACUGAAAAUGGAAAAUUACUUAAGGUUACUUUAAACUCAAACUACACUGCAAACUGUCCAGAAGUGUUGUAUACAUUUCCAGAUGAAGCUCCUAUAUUCCAAACAAUGCACAUUGACCCUGUUAACAUCAACUAUCUAUAUGUUGCCACUAAAAAGGAGAUAAAACGUCUGAAGAUUGCAAAUUGUGAACAAUAUGAAUCGUGCAAUGAUUGCCUGUCAGCAUAUGAUCCGCACUGUGGAUGGUGUCAUUCAAUGAACAGGUGCACCAUGAAGACAGAAUGUGAAUCUACAUCGCUGGGAAAAUGGAGUGGAAUUUCAGAUAAAUAUGGAAAAUGUCUAAUCAAAGUUAUUCCCAAAGAUGGAGAGAUUUCAGUACACAUUGAGAAAAACCCUUCACUGGACAAAGAUGCCUGGAACUGUGAAAUAAGAAAUAAAGAUAAAAGGGAAACCCUUUGUACAGGCAGAAAUGAAACUCCAUCCUUGAACUGUUCCUGCCAGUUUUCUGCACGUAGAACAUUUGAAACAGACACAUUAGCUGUUGUAGCACGGAGUAAUGGCACAACUAUCUCAGAACAAUUCCAAUUUCAGAAGUGCUCACAGUACCUAGAAAACAGUUGCUUAGACUGUAUAUCAAGUGGUUGCUUAUGGUGUAUCAAAACUUCUACAUGUAUGUCUCCACUAAGCCAGUGUGAAAAUAAAGACUUUGCAGAUGAGGACAAAUGCAGAAUCAUUGAAGAAAGAGCAGUACAGAAAUCUUCAUCCCAUGUCAACAUUACAUUUGUGGAAGUUGACAGGGUUACCACAGUAGGAAAGAAAGAUGUCCUUAUUGGUGGUGAAAAUCUGCUAAAUCUGUCAAUGGUAUCUUUAUUUGGUGCCAGCAGUUGCAAACCUCAGGUAAUAAAAGUGUCCCGUCACAUAAAUAAAACUCAUGCCCAGAUCUCUCUGCCACAAAGUCAAAAUGGAGUCAAGAGACUUUGUGUAGAUUUUUAUGGGAAUUGUUACAAAAAUGGUAUUACCUAUCAAUCGGUGUCGUGCUCAGCCAUUGUUCCAAAUACUAUGUGGCUCAGUGGUGGUCGAAAUAUCAGUAUAUCUGGUAGAAAUCUGGACUUGGUAGACAAUAUUGUCAUUUCAAAGAACAUGUACAAAGAUCAAGACAGAAGUAAGUGCUUAGGAAAUGCAUCACAUUGCCAUUUUAUAGCUCCAAAAUUAGGUGAGACCAUACAGAGCUCCUAUGUGAACUUAGCCACUGAAGAAAGUACUGUGAGAUGUGGGGAAUUAAUUUAUAAGGCGGACCCUACUUUCAGUACUUAUCAACUAAAUGAGAAUGAUGCAGAGAUUGAACUAAAAAUAGAGAAAAAAAAGGAUGAACUGAAAAUUCAACCACAUGAAAUUGAAGUCCAACUACACUAUGAGGCAGAGGUACUAAACUGUACAGCCUGGAAUAUAACAGGAUUCACUAAGGAUUAUAUAUAUUGUAAAGCAAAGAAAAGUUUAACUGGGAAAGUUAUGGGCAUACCAUUGUGGGUUGAGGUUAUAUUAGGCAACUUGAAAGUAAGAGUAACAAAUCCAAGCUCUUUCCUAUAUCUUUUCAUUCUCCUGGUUGUUCCACUUCUUGUAAUUGUAGUUAUCGCUGCCAUUUUAAUCACAAGACACAAAUCCAAACAACUGAGCAAGAAACUGGGCAAAGAUAUUGAAGAACUGGAGUGUGAAAUAAGGAAAGAGAUACGUGAAGGUUUUGCAGAACUUCAGACAGAUAAAGAAGAUGUGGCUGAGGAAGCCCUUGGAACUACUCCUUUCUUUGACUACAAACAUUUUGUUCUAAAUAUCUUCUUUCCUGAGUCUGAAAAAAGCAAGCAAGACAUAUUUGAAAAACUGUGUGAUACUAUUCCAUCAACAUUCCAAGCUAGAAAGUCAACGCAAGAUGAGGAAAUAGUAUCCACUAUGAAGACAUUAUUUGAGAACCAAAAUUUUCUAGUUCUGCUUAUCCAUAUCUUGGAAAAACAGAAUGAUUUUACACUAAAGGAUCGAUGUAUGUUUGCAUCCUUCCUGACCAUUAACUUCCACUGUAAUCUACUCUACCUCACUGGGCUACUUGAAAAAUUAACUAAAGAUCUUAUUGAGCUAUCUAGUAACAAACAUCCAAAGCUGAUGCUAAGACGAACAGAGACAGUUGUUGAAAAGUUACUGACCAACUGGAUGUCUACUUGUCUGUAUGGUUUCUUGAGAGAAUAUGUGGGAGAACCUCUGUACGGUCUUGUUUGUACACUAAAUCAGAGGAUACACAAAGGCCCAAUAGAUGCAGUGACAUGUAGUAGUGUGGAGAUAAAUGUGCAAUUUCCAAAAACACCAGAUCAAGAAGGUGAAGAUACUAAGGAGGGCCUUAAAGUAAAUGUAUUGGAUUGUGAUACGAUUGGACAAGUAAAAGAGAAAAUACUUCAGUCUUUCCAGAGUAAAAAAGGAUAUCCUUUAGGGCUUCCUCUUUGUGAUAUUGUUUUAGAGCUUCACCAUGGUCAGACUUUUAAGAAACUCUACGACGUAGAUUCCUCUAAUGUGAUGACAGAAUAUAAUAUCAGAAAGUUGAACACCAUAAAACAUUAUCAGAUUACUAAUGGUGCCACAAUCAACGCUGUUGUGAAAAAAAACGGUGGCAGUUCGCCAAAAUGGGUUAAAAAUCCACAAUUUGUCUUGGACAUAAAAAAGACUGUUUUGUUGGACAUCUGCCUGUCAGUGAUAGCCCAGGCUUUUAUGGAUGGAUUUUCUCUUGCAGAACAUCAACUAGGAAAAUCAGCUCCAACUAACAAACUCCUUUAUGCAAAAGACAUUCCUUUAUUUAAAGAAGAAGUAAAGGCUUACUACAAAGAAAUUCGAGAUGCUCCUCCUUUAUCCUCCACAGAGUUGACUGACUUCUUGACCUCUGAAUCAAAGAAACAUGCCCACGAAUUUAAAGAAGAUGUGGCAGUAAAGGAACUUUUCAAGUACAUUGAGAAAUACUUUCAUGUGAUUACAAGCACCCUGGAAAAGGAGACAGGAUUUGACUCUGAACUGAGGAAGCUCCAGCAACUUACAAAAAUACUUGAGGACAAAAAUAAAUGUGGGUGGGAAUAGUAAUGUAUACUAUUCAGCAUUGAUCCACUGUCUACAUGGACAGACAAUGCUAGUUUGCCCUUAAUAGCACACACAAAGAUAUUUGAAAACAUCUUCUAUCCUCAUAAUGUGAAUGCUGCUCCUGUGGCCCUUGUUUAUUAAUUAUGUGUAGCCACUUUCCCCAUUAGGUUCAAUGAUGAGACUUAGUGCAACUAUCUCCAAGGGAGUCUAUGAGAGUAAUGUAAAGAGAUGAGCCCUGACUGUUCUGGACUUGUGGACAGUAGGUGUGC